AUGAAUCAACAAGAAGUUGCGAGUAAUCUUGAACUUGAUCUAAAACUAAAUAUUUCGCCAUCACUAGAUUCAUCUUUGCUCACGGAGAGCUCAUCGUCGUCGUUGUGUUCGGAAGAAGCUGAAGGUGGAGGAGGAGAGGCUAAAUCAAUGGUGGUCGUUGGUUGCCCUAAUUGCAUCAUGUAUAUCAUCAUGUCUUUAGAGAGUAGUAACCCUACAUGCCCUAGAUGCAACAGUCAAGUUUUGCUUGAUUUUCUCACAGGAAACAAUAGCAAAAAGAGUAUUAAUUAA
Messenger RNA from Arabis nemorensis, 288 nucleotides. NCBI's taxonomy places the organism in Eukaryota, Viridiplantae, Streptophyta, Magnoliopsida, Brassicales, Brassicaceae. The record is from the annotation of a GenBank genome assembly.